UCUCCAUUUAUUUUCUGUAACAAAAAGAUCAGUACAAUUUAGGAAGCUUCCUUGGAAUGGAAACCUCUGUUGGCCAUCAAAGCUUAUUAUUUAUACAUAUAUCAAGUAUGCAAAGAAGUUCAAUUCCAUUUUUACCAGCAAAAGAUCUAGCAAGCUAACCGAACAAGAAAUGGCGCAUGUCUGUUUGAUCCCACAUCCUUUAACUUUGCUUUUCCUGUUCUUCCUUGUAAUCUCUCCUGAGAAAUCCUUCGUACUCGCUAUUGUCUCUGUUGAUACAAAGGAGCAAAACUCAGUUGAUAUAAUCAAACAAACCUGCACCACAUGCGCAGCUAAAUCCACAAUCAUUAGUUACAGUUUCUGUUUAACCUCACUGCAAGUAAUUCCAGUGAGCCACGCCACAAAUCUUCAAGGACUUGCAGGUAUUGCAAUGGAGCUAGCUCUGAAAAAUGCAACCAACACUAUUUCAAGCAUCGUAGGGUUAUUGAGUAAUGCAAGUUUUGACCCUUUUGCACUGGCUUGUUUGGGAGAUUGCCUGGAGCUAUACUCGGAUGGGGUUGUAACACUGGUAGAUGCCAUAGGAGCUCUCUUGACUGGACAAUACAGCACUGCAAAUAUAUGGGUGAGUGCUGUUAUGGAAGCGGCCACAACGUGCGAGGAAGGGCUGACAAUGGAGGGAAAUGUGUCUCCGUUGACAAUAGAGAAUUACAAUUUCUUCCAGUUAUGUGAUAUUGCCCUAUGCAUCAUUAAUUGGCUUUCUCUACACGCAAAUACUUGAGUACUGCUUGCAGUAUAGCAUAUUUGGACCAUGACACGAAAAAAAAUACAGAUGGGUGCCACUUGACAUUAAUUACCUGAAUCCCUGUCAAGAACUGAAGAUGAGAAUCAGCCAAUUCAGUAAUUAUAGUGUAAUUAACUUUAACUAAAAGGGAAGGAUUUGAGACGGUUUGUACAGGAAAGUUUCUCUGUGCCUAUCUAAAGGUCUUAGACAACAUACAGCAAUUCAAUUUAACUUCAGAUCA
Messenger RNA from Carica papaya (papaya), 1019 nucleotides. Its product is annotated as putative invertase inhibitor. Lineage: Eukaryota; Viridiplantae; Streptophyta; Magnoliopsida; Brassicales; Caricaceae. The record is from RefSeq and is a predicted model, not a curated record. Gene Ontology annotation, molecular function: enzyme inhibitor activity.